Onychostoma macrolepis is the source of this 2784-nucleotide messenger RNA. RefSeq names its product C-type mannose receptor 2-like. The record is from RefSeq and is a predicted model, not a curated record. The coding region runs from base 166 to 2370 and encodes 734 amino acids. The transcript is spliced from 12 exons. Lineage: Eukaryota; Metazoa; Chordata; Actinopteri; Cypriniformes; Cyprinidae.
GUCAACUGAUAUAAACUAGUUUAAAUCCAGAUAAAACAGCGCUGAAAAAACAGCAGAAAAACACUGUGUGCAACGAUACAGUCAGAAGGCUUUUCGAUCUACAAAUCGCCAUCGUUUACCAGGGAUUUACGUCUAUUAUAGCAUUUCUAUAAAGACUGCACCAUCAUGCUGUUCAUACUCCUUGCUGUCUUUGGCCUUUUGUCCUCCACUUCAAGCCAAAUAUCUCACCAGUAUCACUUCAUAAAUAUCAGAAAGAACUGGACUGAGGCUCAGAGAUUCUGCCGUGAAAUGUACACUGACCUGGCAACUGUGAAAAAUGAAUAUGAGAUGAACCGCUUGUUCAAAACCAUAACUGAUUAUUCAUAUGAUGUGUACAUUGGACUUUAUCGAGGUAAAGUGUUCAGAUGGCACUGGACCCUGCCAGACAGUUUCUACAACAAAGAGAUAUUCCAAAACUUGAAAAACAGCCAACUGAGCAUAAAAAAUAAUGAUGGCUGUGCUGCAUUGGAGGACAAUUGGAAAUUGCAUGAAAUUAGCUGUGACUUACAAAUGCACUUUUUAUGCUUUAAUGCACGAAACAACCAGCAUAUCUUGAUUCAGGAGAACAAAUCCUGGAGGGAGGCUCAAGAAUAUUGCAGAACCUUCAACACAGUUUCAGAUUACGCCAGCAACAUAUCAAAAAAUCACAUUGUAAUUCAGCCGAUUUUCUCAAAUACAAAAUCACAAAAAAAUGUGUGGAUUGGACUAUUUAAAGACUCUUGGUCGUGGUCAGAUCAGAGCAACUCUUCAUUUCGUUUCUGGAAUUUCAACCUGCUGAAACCCAUCGACAGACACCACAACUGUACUGUAGUGAUGGUGAACCAAACAGGGAGAUGGAAUGACAUCCAAUGUAACACCACUCUGCCAUUCAUCUGCCAUGGUGAUCAGAAACCAACCACUAAAUCAGUGACAACAGCCAAACAGAUUCCAAAUACAUCUCUCAAAACUAAUCCUGGACCAGCAACAACACAGCACAGACCACCACAAAACACAACCAAUAGGGAAAAUACAAGCAGUCAAAAAACACAAAUAAUUACUGCAGGUUCAGAGCAAGGGUGUCAUUUCCAUGAAUGCUGCACCAUCAUGCUGUUCAUACUCCUUGCUGGCUUAGGGCUUUUGUCAUUCACUUCAAGCCAAAUAUCUUACAAGUAUCAUUUCAUAAAUAUCAGAAAGAACUGGACCGAGGCUCAGAGAUUUUGCCGUGAGAUGUACACUGACCUGGCGACUGUGAAAAAUGCAAAAGAGUUGAAUGACUUGCUCACAACCAUAACUGAUGGUUCAUACAAUGUGUAUAUAGGACUUCAUAGAAGUGAUGUAUUCAAAUGGCACUGGACCCUGUCAGACAGUUUCUACAAUGGAGAGAUAUUCAAAAACAGAAGAAAUAUAACUAAUAAUGGGGGCUGUGCUGCAAUGGACAACAACUGGAAAUGGUUUAAUGAUCAUUGUGACUCACAAAAGCAAUUUGUAUGCCUUAAUGCCAAUAAAAAGUAUAUCCUGAUUGAGGAGUACAAAUCCUGGAGGGAGGCCCAAGAAUAUUGCAGAACCUUCCACACAGAUUUAGCCAAUGUCAGAACCUGCACAAAAAAUAAUGUCAGUGGCGUAUGGAUUGGACUAUUUAAAGACUCUUGGUCGUGGUCAGAUCAGAGCAACUCUUCAUUUUGUUUCUGGAAUUUCAACCUGCUGAAACCCAUCGACAGACACCACAACUGUACUGUAGUGAUGGUGAACCAAACAGGGAGAUGGAAUGACAUCCAAUGUAACACCACUCUGCCAUUCAUCUGCCAUGGUGAUUUUAAACCAACCACUAAACCAGCACCAACAACCAGACAGAAUCCAAGAACAUCUCUCAAAUCUAUUCCUGGAUCAGCAAAAACACAGUACAGACUACUUCAAAACACAACCGAUGUGGAAAAUACAAGCAGUCAGGCAACACAAAUACUCACUACAGGUGCAGAGCAAGAUAACCUGAUUCUGGUCCGUGAGAACCUGACGUGGACUGAAGCUGCGAGUUACUGCAGAAAGCACCACGUGGACCUGGUCUCCAUUCACAGUGAGGAGCUUCAGAACAGGGCAGCAAGAAAAUCCAUCCAGGCCUCCACUUCUCAUGUAUGGCUGGGUUUCCGUUACACCUGCACCUUCAACUUCUGGUUCUGGAUAAAGAACAGAGAAGCAGGCUGCUACCAGAACUGGGCGCCUGGUCAUGGGCCACAUGGGUAUGAGGAGUGUGGGCUGUCAGGAGCUAUGGAGUCCACUGGGGGGCACCGUUGGGUCGGGAGGCCAGAGAGUGAAAGAUUCAAUUUUAUCUGCCAGUUAUGUACUGAUGUGUUCUAACCACUAAAACAGGAGAGACUGAAUGACUGAGAGACAGAUUUAUAUUGUGUUAUGUUAUGUUAAUUGUAUCAGGUACUAAAAUGUGAUCUAUGUGAAACCUUAACAGGACAAGACACUUUACAUUAAUAAAACCUGACGGUGGUGACAUAGGUACAUGGUAUAACUUGGAAUAUAUAUAUAUAUAUCGUAAUACCGUAAAUAUCUCAGAACUUAUAAUAUCUUAAACACAAAGUUGUGCAUCAUAGUGAAUCUCUCUUGUAGUUGUGUCAUCAUGCAAAUCACUGGUAUCAUUGGUAAAAGAUCAUGUAUUUUUGGACCAAUAUUCACUGUGAAAAGUGCUUUACAACUUAUUAAAAAAAAUGAACUUAAAAAAAAAUGUUAAAUAACAAUAUCCAUUAAAAAUAUGGGCUUCUA